Molecule: messenger RNA, 3411 nt
Organism: Thamnophis elegans (Western terrestrial garter snake)
Lineage: Eukaryota; Metazoa; Chordata; Lepidosauria; Squamata; Natricidae
Gene: TMOD1
Product: tropomodulin 1
Exons: 11
Coding region: 498-1538 (346 amino acids)
Biological process (GO): muscle contraction; myofibril assembly; pointed-end actin filament capping
Cellular component (GO): striated muscle thin filament; myofibril
Molecular function (GO): tropomyosin binding
Source: RefSeq, a predicted model, not a curated record
AAAUACGCGAAAGUGGUUUCAUUCCUGGUCGCCCAGCAGGCUAGGACCCCAAUCUAUUUAGGGCCACGCAGGGACCGCCUGGUACAGUAUAUUUUGGCCGCCCGUUCUGGAAUCGCUCUUCUAAUCACAGCGACUCUUGGCUGUCGUCUCUCCUCCGCACGCACGACGCGGACGCUUAGAGCGCCGGCAACGAAGAGCCCCCUCAGCCAAGGCUGCAGACGAAGCCUGGGGACGGGGGGCGGGGGUGUCAGCCUUCCCUCCGCAGUCCUCAGCCCCAUGAGUGACAGUGGCGCUGGGAGGGGAAAGGAAUCCCCCCCACCCCGCCGUCUGCUUUCUGCGCAACGUUUAAGAGCUCCUCUGCGGGGGACGCGUCUCGCAACCGCCGGCGUGCGCCCUCUUCCACAAAGCCCACCGCCUGCAGCGGCAACAGGUCCUGUAUUUUGGGAAGAAGAAGAGACUUAAAAUCCAGAAAAGAUCAAAAAAGCUAAUUCUCCAAAAUGUCAUAUAGACAAGGUUUAGAGAAAUACCGAGAUCUAGAUGAAGAUCAGAUCCUUGGAGCACUGACAGAAGAUGAAAUUAAGAUGCUAGAAGAUGAGCUACUGGAACUUGAUCCAGAUAAUGCAAUAUUACCUGCAGGAAUGAGACAGAAAGAUCAGACCAAGAAAAACCCCACAGGCCCUUUUAACAGGGAUGUUCUUCAGGCACAUUUGGAGAAGCAGGCAAAUGACACUAAAGACCGAGAUGAUCUGGUUCCCUUCACGGGAGAGAAAAGAGGAAAAAUUUGGGUCCCCAAGCAGAAAGCUAUUGAUCCAGUUUUGGAACGUGUAACUCUGGAACCAGAAUUGGAGGAAGCCCUGGCAAAUGCUUCUGAUGCUGAACUCUGCGACAUUGCUGCUAUUCUUGGCAUGCAUACAUUGAUGAGCAACCAACAAUAUUACGAAGCACGAGGGACUACAACUAUAGUCAACAAAGAAGGAUUGGACAGUAUAAUUAAGCCCACCCAGUAUAAACCAGUUCCUGAUGAGCCAAAUUUGACCAACGUAGAAGAAACUUUGGCACGAGUGAAAAACAAUGAUCCAGAACUUCAGGAAAUUAAUCUCAAUAAUAUUAAGGAUAUUCCUGUGCCUAUUUUGAAAGCUUAUGCUGAAGCUCUGAAGACUAACACCUAUGUGAAAAAGUUCAGCAUAGUAGGAACAAGAAGUAAUGACCCUGUUGCUUUUGCGUUGGCAGAAAUGAUAAAAGAAAACAGCGUAUUGAAAAGCUUAAAUGUGGAAUCAAAUUUUAUUACUGGAUCUGGAAUCCUGGCCCUGAUAAAAGCACUGCAGAACAACACAACACUAAUUGAACUCAAAAUUGACAACCAGUGCCAGCUUUUGGGCAACAAGGUAGAAAUGGAAAUCGCCAGCAUGUUAGAAAAAAACACCUCUCUCUUGAGGUUUGGUUAUAACUUCACUCAACAGGGACCCAGACUUCGGGCAUCCAAUGCUAUGAUGAACAACAAUGAUCUAGCUCGUAUACAUGGAAGUGACGGUCCCUGAUAAAACACCUCAACCCUGGAACUGGAAGAUUGAGAAAAAGACGACUUGCAGACCUGACGGGACCCAUCCUUCCCAAGUGUCGAACUGGGGUGUAGUUUUGGUUGUGGAGAUGCGUCCUUAAGCUUGCACUGGUUUAUGAAGGCUUACGGAAGCAGAGCAACUGUGCGGUGAUUUUAUGCAGCUUGUUUUUUGUACGAACACCCUUGCACAUGAAAAUUUUAAAUUAGUUAUUAUAGGCAAAGGUCUUCAUUAUCAAUUUGUAGAAUAUAACAUCUUUAUUUUUAAAGAGUAAUCCAAAGUUUUAGCCUGUCAACCAUAAGGUGCAAUUUUGAAUUCUAAUGAAAGAUAUCAUGGCUCGGGAACAGCUUUAAGUUAUAGUUAGAUCACAGCCUAGGUUUUGUAUCAAUUUAUUUGUGUGUGUGUUUGUGUGUGGGCGUGCGUGCAUGCACGCGCGGGUGCUCUGAUAUGCAUGAGUAGAUAGGAACAAUAAAAAUAUGCAAUGCUGCUCUGUAAAUGUAACAGAAAUGUUAAAAAAAUACUUUAUUUUCAUCUUGAAAGAAUUAGAAAGAUUCUGCUAAUCGGACAGCAUUUUUAUCAUCCCGAUAUACAUAAUCACUUUUAAAGACUUGAGAAUUGCAAUUAGCCAGCAACAUCCAGAAUCCUAAAUUGCAACUGAGCAUUAGAACCAUCUAUUAUACUUAAAGUAGCUCACAGCCCUCAAGCACAAAAAUAUGUAAGGCCACUGUUUCCCUAAGCUAGGGUUUCCUCAACCAUGGCAAUUUUAAGAAUGCUGGCUGGGGAAUUCUGGGAGUUGAAGUCCACCAGUCUGAAAGCUGUCAAGGUUGAGAAACACUGCCCUAAGCAAUAGUUACAAGAAAGGCAGCUGCUGAAUGGGAUGUUGGUUAUUUCUAAUUUUCCUGAAGAACUGAAGUUAAAAUAUAGAUUAAAUCUGAUAAAUCACACAAGGGUGUGCCAGGCCUCUUUAUGCUUGUGAAGUGAAUGUUUAUUUUUGUAUUAUGUUUCUAUUUCACUAUCUCAUCACUAUCUCCCUGAUCUGACAUGCUUUUGCAAAAAGCUGCAUUGGAUAUAAUGCUUGAAAGCUUUAUUUGAGGUUCUGGAUUCAUUCCAAUCCAUUUGCUCUGCAAGAGCAGAAUAAUUUUAGUACCUAGGCAAGAUUUGCCAAUCUCCCUACACUGUUGAUGGGGAUACUUCUCCUCACUGCACAAGUCUUCUGCACUUCGACAGAGGGUGACUUUCCUUACUUUCUGCAGGCAAUGGCUGAAAAUUGAAGCCAUACAAAUAUGAUUUUGCCUCUCUCUUGCCAAAAGAGGGUACCAUUUGCUUUUGUGUCUCCCACUUGACAGUGUUAUAUUCUGCCCUCCCCAAAUGGAGAUGAGAAUUCUGCAGCUAAAGGGACAUGGGUAUUUCCAUUGAUGCUCAUACUAUCAUUAGAACCUAUAAUGAUUCAAAAUGGCGAGCAUCCAAGAACAGGAAUAGCUUUAAUCUUUGGACUCAUUGUUCAUCUGAAGAAAGAUUGGAGGAUUUAAAGCAAAAAGGAUGACAUCAUCAUCAUCAUUAUUGUUGUUGUUGUUAUUAUUAUUAUUAUUAUCUCUGCAAUUUAAGGCGGUAUACAUAAAGCUUCCUUCUAUUUACAGGUAGGAGAUAUUUUAGAUAUUCAACAUGCCCUUUAAACUCUGAAACAUCUCUUCCCUAAAACUGGGGCAAGCUUGACUUGUUUUACAGGAAUUAAAGAGCAAAAAGAGCACCUGAUUCUUCUGUCCCUAACACUCCUGAAAAUGGAUCAAAACGUUGAACUUCUCUUACUCUAAUUAUAUAGUAUUAGCAACCCUAAUUCCUAUGGCCCAAAGUGUAA